AUGAGUUUCCAGGACAUUGAAACUGGUCUUGCACGUCCGGGACAGUCGAGUUCGACAGCACUUCAGCCGCGUGAAGAGUCUGCGUUUCUCUCCUUGCAAUCUUCCCUUUCACUCCAGGUGUUCAAGAUAAAUUCGAAUGUACAGGGUAUUCUCAAGCUGGUCGACCAACUUGGCACUACAAAGGACUCUGCCACGCUUAGGAAGUCAUUACAUGAUCUCACUGAAACGACGAGGGCUAUGGCCAAGCGAGGCUCUGAGGACUUGAAGAAGAUUGCCUCGACAGCUACAGCGAGCCCUCAACAUAAGACCUCAGUUCAGAAGAUAUCACAUGACUUACAGCUGUCUUUGGUGGCAUUUCAAAGAGCGCAGCAAGUUAGCGCAGAGCGCCAGAGAACGGUGGUGGAAGGGGUGAAAAUAGCGGUAGAAGACGAGCACUAUGAUAAUGCGCUGCGCCAACGAGAGCCGAGCGCGUCUCCCCGACUACGUCAGGCUCAACUUCUUCAGUCACAGCUUUCUCCGCACGAACUUGCGUACCAAGAGUCUUUGAUUCAAGAACGAGAAGAGGAAAUUCAAGAGAUCGAGUCUGGUAUACAUGAACUAUCGGAGAUCUUCCGCGACCUUGGGACACUCGUCAACCAACAAGGUGGCAUGCUUGACAACAUCGAAUCAAACGUGUAUUCCAUCGCUGUAGAUACCCAGGGGGCAGCCGAGGAGCUCUCGACUGCUUCUGAGUACCAACGCAAAGCUGGGCGACGUGCGGCAUGUCUCAUGAUUAUCCUCGUCAUCGUCGUUGCAGUUGUGCUUCUGGCUAUUUUGUCAUAG
Messenger RNA from Suillus bovinus, 822 nucleotides. RefSeq names its product t-SNARE. Gene Ontology annotation, biological process: Golgi to vacuole transport; intracellular protein transport; vesicle fusion. The coding region runs from base 1 to 822 and encodes 273 amino acids. The record is from RefSeq and is a predicted model, not a curated record. Gene Ontology annotation, cellular component: endomembrane system; SNARE complex; membrane. The transcript is spliced from 6 exons. Lineage: Eukaryota; Fungi; Basidiomycota; Agaricomycetes; Boletales; Suillaceae. Gene Ontology annotation, molecular function: SNAP receptor activity; SNARE binding.